Molecule: messenger RNA, 4740 nt
Organism: Macaca mulatta (Rhesus monkey)
Lineage: Eukaryota; Metazoa; Chordata; Mammalia; Primates; Cercopithecidae
Gene: PIK3AP1
Product: phosphoinositide-3-kinase adaptor protein 1
Biological process (GO): signal transduction
Cellular component (GO): cytosol
Molecular function (GO): phosphatidylinositol 3-kinase regulatory subunit binding; signaling receptor binding
Source: RefSeq, a predicted model, not a curated record
GCUGCCUGGCGGGAGGAAGCGCCAGAGCGGCGACCGGUCCUGCGCUGAGCCCGGCGUCCCUCCAGCCUGAGCCAGGACGCCGCCAGUCCCGGCCCCGGCUCCGGGCACGCAGCGAGCCAGGGAUGUGAGCGGCGCCUCGCGGCAUGGCAAUCUCAGGGGUGCCCAGAGGGUGCGACAUCCUCAUCAUCUACAGCCCGGAUGCCGAGGAAUGGUGCCAGUAUCUGCAGACCCUGUUCCUGUCCAGUCGGCAAGUCUGCAGCCAGAAGAUACUGACUCACAGGCUGGGCCCCGAGGCCUCCUUCUCGGCAGAGGACCUAAGCCUUUUCCUCAGCACCCGCUGUGUCGUGGUGCUGCUGUCCGCGGAGCUGGUGCAGCACUUCCACCAGCCGGCCUUGCUGCCCCUGCUGCAGAGAGCCUUCCAUCCUCCGCACCGCGUGGUCAGGCUGCUCUGCGGCGUGCGGGACAGCGAGGAGUUCCUAGACUUCUUUCCAGAUUGGGCCCACUGGCAGGAGCUCACCUGUGACGAUGAGCCAGAGACCUACGUGGCAGCUGUGAAAAAAGCCAUUUCCGAAGAUUCUGGCUGUGACUCAGUCACUGACACGGAGCCUGAGGACGAGAAGGUUGUUUCCUACUCGAAGCAGCAGAGCCUGCCGACGGUGACUUCGCCUGGGAACCUGAUGGUGGUGCAGCCGGACCGCAUUCGCUGUGGGGCAGAAACCACUGUCUACGUUAUUGUGAGAUGUAAGUUGGAUGACAGGGUGGUGACGGAAGCAGAGUUUUCUCCUGAGGAUUCUCCCUCUGUAAGGAUGGAAGCCAAGCUGGAGAAUGAGUACACCGUUUCCGUGAAAGCUCCCAACCUUUCAUCUGGGAACGUUUCUCUGAAGAUAUAUUCUGGGGACUUAGUGGUGUGUGAAACUGUUAUCAGCUAUUAUACUGACAUGGAAGAAAUUGGGAAUUUAUUGUCCAAUGCCGCAAAUCCUGUAGAAUUCAUGUGUCAGGCCUUUAAAAUUGUGCCCUACAACACAGAGACCCUUGAUAAACUGCUAACCGAAUCCCUGAAGAACAAUAUCCCUGCAAGCGGACUGCACCUCUUUGGAAUCAACCAGCUGGAAGAAGAAGAUAUGAUGACAAAUCAGAGGGAUGAAGAGCUGCCCACCCUGUUGCAUUUUGCUGCGAAGUAUGGACUGAAGAACCUCACUGCCUUGUUGCUCACCUGCCCAGGAGCCCUGCAGGCAUACAGCGUGGCCAACAAGCAUGGCCACUACCCCAACACCAUGGCCGAGAAACAUGGCUUCAGGGACCUGCGGCAGUUCAUCGACGAGUAUGUGGAAACGGUGGACAUGCUCAAGAGUCACAUUAAAGAGGAACUGAUGCAAGGGGAGGAGGCUGACGCUGUGUACGAGUCCAUGGCCCACCUUUCCACAGACCUGCUCAUGAAAUGCUCGCUCAACCCCGGCUGUGACGAGGAUCUCUAUGAGUCCAUGGCUGCCUUCGUCCCAGCUGCCACUGAAGACCUCUGCAACAGCAUGGGAACGACCAAUCUGGAGAGAGAUCAGUGCCAUCUUGGUCAGGAAGAAGAUGUUUAUCACAUGGUAGAUGAUGAUGAUGCCUUUUCCAUGGACCUGGCCAGCAGGCCCCCUGUCCCAGUGCCCAGACCGGAGACCACUGCCUCUGGUGCUCACCAGCUGCCUGACAACGAACCAUACAUUUGUAAAGUUUUUGCAGAAAAAAGUCAAGAGCGGCCUGGGAAUUUCUACGUUUCCUCAGAGAGCCUCAGGAAAGGGCCGCCUGUCAGACCAUGGAGGGACAGGCCUCAGUCGAGUAUAUAUGACCCUUUUGCGGGGAUGAAAACACCAGGCCAGCGGCAGCUUAUCACCCUCCAGGAGCAGGUGAAGCUGGGCAUUGUCAACGUGGAUGAGGCUGUGCUCCACUUCAAAGAGUGGCAGCUCAACCAGAAGAAACGAUCGGAGUCCUUUCGUUUCCAGCAGGAAAAUCUUAAACGGCUAAGAGACAGCAUCACCCGAAGACAGAGAGAGAAGCAAAAAUCAGGAAAGCAGACAGACUUGGAGAUCACGGUCCCAAUUCGGCACUCACAGCACCUGCCUGUGAAAGUGGAGUUUGGAGUCUAUGAGAGUGGCCCCAGGAAAAGUGUCAUUCCCCCCAGGACGGAGCUGAGACGAGGAGACUGGAAAACAGACAGCACCUCCAGCACAGCAAGUAGCACGAGUAACCGCUCCAGCACCCGGAGCCUCCUCAGUGUGAGCAGCGGGAUGGAAGGGGACAAUGAGGAUAAUGAAGUCCCUGAGGUUACCAGAAGCCGCAGUCCAGGUCCCCCACAAGUGGAUGGGGCACCCACCAUGUCCCUUGAGAGACCCCCCAGGGUGCCUCCGAGAGCUGCCUCACAGAGGCCUCCGACCAGGGAGACCUUACAUCCUCCUCCACCUGUUCCACCCAGAGGACGCUGAUUCCACCUCCUAAAACCUGCCUACUUCAGGACUUUUAAGAUUCACAGUCUUCAGCCUGUUAAUGAUGUCUUCAUGUUGAGUUUUACGGCAUGACUGUUGACCUUAAGAUCAGUCUCGUUGCUGACAAUAUUGCAGCCCUGCUGGUUUGGGCUUGCCUCGAAGACUUUAUUAAGGCAUGAAGAAGUGAAAAACUAAGGGCUUUAUUCACCAUCACCAAGUAUAUUGAACCAUAUACUUAAAAAGGAUGAAGACUUAAUUGAAAUACUUACCUCUAAUUUGCUAUAUCAGAAGCCUAAAAAGAAUGAUCAUAAAUGUACUUUACCAGUGAUUUUACUGAAAUGCACUUAUAUUAGUCUUUAUGUAUUUGCUAGUUCAGCCUCAUUUCUAGAAGAGGUUAUAAUGUAAGAUUUGUAGUAUUCAAGUAAGAAGAUAAGUGACCUAAUUUUAAAAUAAUUCUUCUACUUUUCUGUAUAUUCAGCAGGGUAUUUAAGUGCUAGGGCUGGUCACAUACAACAAAUUGAAAAAGACUAGACAGUGAUUAGUACAAACUCCUCUUAUACAGAAGGCAAGUCUGAGGUUCCACAGAAGUCUGGAACCAAGACUACUCAGUUGGUUAAACAGUUAGUCUAGACUGGGCCUGCUCGUUCUAGGUCACCACAUUUUCUAUCUCCAAAUAGCCAGCUCCUCUCUCCCUCAAGAAAUGCCCAGAUGUAGAAAUUCAUCAGUGCCUACUGGUCUUGCAGAAUUUUCCAUCUUCCAUAUCUCCCAGGGAUAAGACUACCAAAUUUGUUUUCUUUUCAAUUUGGGAAUUUAUACUUCACUAUGGUUUCAACACAGUUAUGUUUCCAGAGAACAUCUAGAAGUGGUUGGAAACCAGAAGCUGGGGAUUCCCAGGACCCCACUUAGUGCUCUGUUUCCUUUAUAGGUUUUAGUUCUGGUCAUAAAGAGAGAGAGGAGGACCUUUGACUUUUUCUUUGUUGUGGGUUCUGAGGAGGAAAAACAAACCUAAAAUAGAAAUACAGUCAACCUUUCAAAUCCAUGGGUUCUGUGUCCGUGGAUUCAACCAACCUUGAAUCAAAAAUAUUUGAAAAACAAUCUACAAAGUUUCAAAAAGCAAAACUUGAAUUUGCUGCAUGCCAAGAACUAUGUUGAAUUCAUGUAAAUGAAGUGAUGUGUAGGCAUUGUAUUAGAUAUUGUAAGAAAUCUAGAAAUGAUUUAAAGCAUACAGGAGGAUGUGUGUAGGUUAUAUGCAAAUACUAUGCCAUUUUAUAUAUGGGACUUGAGCAUUUGUGGAUUUUGAUAUUGGGGGAUCCUGGAACCAAUCUCCAUGGAUACCAAAGUACCACUGUAGUUAUCUAUUUUUUACAUACUUAUUAUUACCAUCAUGCUUGGUAAAUCCAUUUUUGCAUAGAAUGUGGAGCCUUAACAUAUAUCAUGAAUUUGGAGUCCCUGGCACAUACAUCUACCUUCAAAUCAGAGGUCCUUAAUGAUGCCUAAACAUACAGUAAAAUUAGAAUCAGAACUAUUCCUUUAAAAAAUAUUCGAAAUGUGUUUGUUUCCCAUGGGGUUAUUCUCUAUCCCACACAAAAUUUAAAAAUCCACAUUAAUGAUCCAUUUAAGUACAGUUUUAUUAGGUCCUUUUCUAAUGAUUAAAGGUUCUUUCUCAAUUUCAUUCCUCAGUCCUGCAAAUAAGGACUCUUACUGAAGAGUACUGAAACAAGGACUCUUAACAGCUUCUGGAGUCUUGGGUUUUGUUUUUGUUUUUUGACAUAAAAUACACUAUUGGCCAUGUCCAUCACGAGAGUGUUUAUAGUAAUUAAUUAUACUAUAAUUGCACAGGGCCUGGCACUUAGUAGCAUUCUGCAAAUGUUCCCUCAGUGGUCCUUUUACUCUCCUUGUCACUUAUUUUGGAGAAAGAGAGGCACGUGAGAUAAGAAGAAGAAGAAUUUUGAUGUUGGUAUGCUUGCCCUUACUGUUACUUAUAGACAGGCUCCAUCGUAGGCAAAUUUGAAUUUGAUUAAAGUGAUAUUUUAAAAAUAGGGCUGGGAAAAAUAUUCAGUAACUGUAAGCCCCCUUUUGGAUGCCAAAUUUAGAAUUUUGUACAUUCUCUUAUGAACAAGCAUUUAGAUUGUAACAUGGUAAAGCCUAUUACCAGCCAAUGUUGUUAGCAUCUUUGUAUGCACAUCACUGUUUGUGCAAUAUAUGAAUAUUUUGUUGCAUUGUAUUCUUAUAUAAAAAUAAGUAGAAAACAUAAAAUUGAAAUUGCUGAUGAGAA